Molecule: messenger RNA, 2276 nt
Organism: Spodoptera frugiperda (fall armyworm)
Lineage: Eukaryota; Metazoa; Arthropoda; Insecta; Lepidoptera; Noctuidae
Product: piggyBac transposable element-derived protein 4-like
Exons: 2
Coding region: 728-1987 (419 amino acids)
Source: RefSeq, a predicted model, not a curated record
AGUCAUUAAAAAUCCUUUAGGGAGGCCGAUGACUCAACUGAUGAGUCGAAUCAAAAUUCUAGAAAAACAGAUAUUCAAAAAAAAAUAUCACUUAAACUACCAUUUUUCAGACCUCAUUAAACAUUGGCGUGAACAACAGACCUGGCCCUUCAUUUUAGAGAAUAUUUUUAAUAGUCAGGUGUCAUAAACCUUUUGUAGAAGAAGUUAAAUCUACUUCGAUUUUUAAACAUACUAUUAUUUUGAUAUAGGUAAAGAAAGAAAACAUGUUUAUUUGGCACAUCAGCACACACAAUCAAAGUAUAAAUAGGUAGGCUGACAAACCUUAAAUCUAAAUAAGAAGCCAACCAACAAGAUAUAUUACAAACAGCCUAACAAAUGACGCAAAAAUACAUUUAACAUGGCAACAUUACGUUGCACCACUAGCGCCACAUGCGUAUGCGUUUUGCGGUAGCGUGUAUGAACUAUUCGACAAGCAUGUGUCAUUGUGACUGUCACGCGUUGUUUUGAGGCAGGAUACGUACAUCGUAUUUUGUUUUGAAGAUUUCCACACGUUUAUCCAAAGUUCCUGAUUUUUCUGACUAACCUGGCUGUGAUUCUUGGAUUUGUUAUUGAUUUCUUAUAUGUGACCUGGCUGCUGUACAUGGACUCUGUUAUUUAUGUGACUUUGAACUGUAAGGUGUUGCAUUACCUAUUGUGAUCUGGCUACAAGGAUUCCAAAUUUCUAAAUAUGGAUCAACCAUCCACGUCCAAACAAACAAUUGAAGACAUGUUGGGUGCAAUGGCAUCUCCAAGAGAAUGCAUAACAGUACCCGGUGAAUUUUCACUAACGGAUCGAGACCUCUUUAAUAUUUUAGACGAAGGUACUUAUCCAGAAGUGUAUGAUGAAUGGAUAGACAUCAUCGAAGAAGAAGUUGUCACAACAGAAGUUAUAGACACUCAGCAAGCAGGUGUUGAAGCCUCUUCAAUUUGGAUACCAGGCAAUCCAACAGAACUUAACACAUUUUUAUUUACUGGAAACCCUGGUAUUAAACAAGCCAUGUCAGGUAGACAGCCUAUUGAUUAUUUUAAUCUGGUAUUUAAUAUGGAUUUUUAUACUCUUUUAUUGACAUGUACGAAUAGAAAUGGAGAAAUUAUUAAAAGAAAUGCCAGCGGUCCUCAUGCAAGAUUUCGUAGAUGGCAACCAGUGACAAUAGAGGAGUUCAAGGUGUUUCUAGGUUUAAUCAUGCUUAUGGGUGUCAUUAAAUUGAAUAGAUUGUCUGAUUACUGGAAAAAACAUUAUCUUUUUGAUUUAACCUUUACCAAGUACAUGUCUAGAAAUAGAUUUUUUAUGAUUUUGAGAGCACUUAAUGUACAAAUGGAAGCAGGAAACCAAAGCCUAAAUAAAGUGAAAGCCUUGAUUGAUUUAUUUAAUAAAACUAUGGAAGACUUAUAUUACCCCGCUAGAGAGGUUACAAUAGAUGAGUCAAUGAUAUUAUGGACCGGUCGUUUACAUUUCCGUCAGUACCUUAAAAAUAAAGUCCAUAAGUAUGGUAUAAAAUUAUAUAUGUUAGCAGAAAAGCAUGGUAUUUGCAUGAAAAUACAUUUGUAUGCUGGGUCUCAAGACCAAGUCGUGGGAGGAAAAGAUCACGUAAAGAAAGUAAUGCGUGUUUUAAUGAGCAAUUACGUUCAUAAAGGCCACUCUUUAUAUGUGGAUAAUUAUUAUUCAAGUGUAGGCAUGGCUGAAGAAUUCUUAAAUAAAAACACUUAUAUAACUGGUACAUUACAAUUUAAUAGAAAAGGCAAUCCUGUACAAGUAAUAAAUGCCCGAUUGCAGCCAAAUGAAGCAUGUAUUAUGCACAAUAGUAAUAACGUUACGGUCACAAAAUGGAGAGACAAGAGAGAAAUUAGUUUUGUAAGUACAGAGCAUAAUAGCGAAUAUAUACAAACACAAAAUAAAUAUGGAAACAUUUCCUUUAAACCAAAAGUGCAAGUCAAAUAUAAUAAAUAAUUAUAUGAGAGCGGUUGAUAAACAUGAUCAAAUGUUGAGUUACUAUUGUGCUGAACAUAAAACAUUAAGGUGGUAUAAAAAAGUUAUCAUUCAUGUAAUUCAAAUUAAUAUAAUCAAUGCCUUUUUAAUGUUUAAUUUAGACAGAGAAACAAAAAUUAGUUUGUAUGACUUCAGGCUUCAAAUUAUUGAGUUUCUCUUGCCUAAGAAACCAAGCGUAGAAAGACAUUCUGUGCCAGGUAGGGUUCAUGUUCCUGACCAUUUGCCUAAAACAGGUGGAAAAAAAUUAGGA